Molecule: messenger RNA, 1852 nt
Organism: Chaetomium fimeti
Lineage: Eukaryota; Fungi; Ascomycota; Sordariomycetes; Sordariales; Chaetomiaceae
Exons: 1
Coding region: 190-1608 (472 amino acids)
Biological process (GO): regulation of DNA-templated transcription
Molecular function (GO): zinc ion binding; DNA-binding transcription factor activity, RNA polymerase II-specific
Source: RefSeq, a predicted model, not a curated record
CCCUGCUGUGUCACUUGGCGGCGCCACCACCCGAGACCUCCCCACGUAACGCCGAAACCUUAUCCAGACAUCUCAAGUAACCAUCUUGCCGUACACUGCAGUUACCUACCACCUUGCUUAUCCGCGAUCCCGCGAUCCCGCGAUCCAUAACUUUAAUUUUAUCAGAGGUCAUCCACAUUUUGGUCCACGAUGACCAUGACGGACGAGCCAAACUGCGCCAACUGGCAGGACCCGGGCGCCUUCGACUUUGAGCGAUUGCUUGAUUUUGGCGUCAAGGGCACCGAACCCAUGACCAACAAACCCCCCAAGCCGCUGGCAUGCUUGCGAUGCCAUGGCCAGAAGCUGCGAUGUGUGCGACGCACCAGCGAUGCACCCGUCUGCGAUCGGUGCUCCUCUGCCAACGUUGAGUGCGUUAGUCGCCAACCGCAGCGCAUGGGUAGACCUGCCGACACCACCACCAAUGGUCGCCAUGGCGCGCACGGCGCAGGUCGCACCGGUUGGAGAUUGAGGUCUCACGCCGAGUCCCAUUCUGGGGCCACCGCCACGCCUUCGCCAACUUCGAAUGGUGGUACGAAACGGCGCAGGAAAAGCCCAGGCGAUCCAUCCGCCAGUUCAUCGCCAACAGACAUGGCCAUCACCUACGACAGUGCCACAACCCAGUUCGAGCUCGACGGAUGGAUGUGGCCCACCGGCCCUUCUCUUUCCGACGCGGCGCCUCCCGCUCUCACAGCCGGCAGCACGGCACAUUCCAGCAGCGGUUCCUCUUCCUCCGGCUUAGCGCAGCCGAGUACCGGUUUUACCUCAUAUGCAGGCUCGCUUGGAAGCUUUGGGAGUCCGAAUGCGCUCCUCCCGAGCCUUGACGACCUAUCAAAUCUGUUCCCUGCCAGCAUUGACGCCCCUUGCUUCGAGCCGCAGCGGACUCCGGACACGAGCGAUGGGGCCAGUGACGGCCAGCUCUCGCCCAGCGACCCGGUUGAGCAUUUAUCAAGGCUGCAUCUCGAGCUCUACCAUUGUCUCGUCGCCGUCAAGGCUGUCGAGAAGAUGAAGAGAGACCGGCUACGGUAUGAACCACCCACAAAGCCCGGCGGGGACAUCGACACGAGCUGGUCUGAGAAUUUGUUUCGCACUACGGAACGUUUUAUCGACGCUCUUAAAGACUACGUUGGCCCCUCCGGAUCGGACCCUUGCGCACACUCGUCCUCGGGCCCGGCCCCCACCACCGUGGACGACACUACCCAGAGCGGGUGGGAGGACACGGACCCAAGCAAUCCCGGGCCGCAGGUCGACACCGCGACUGGCCUCAUGAUCGUGAGCUGCUACACGCGACUUGUGCAGAUCUUCGACGUCGUGGUCUUCGUCGUUGAGACUUUUCAGGACAUGGAUUGCCCGGGCAGCUACGUGCAGGUCCGGUUCGGCGACUUCACUCCUACCGUCAACAAGAGGUUCCAGGCCCGGGCGCUAGGGCAGUAUGUGCUGCACCUGCUGGAGGGCAUAUCCGAGGGUGUGGACAGGGCUGUGGCGUCGCGACAGCCAUAUGCACGAGCAGUUGCCGAGGUCCGAAGAAACGAGGGCAAACUGAAGGAGCGUAUCUUGACCACGUUACAUUGAGGGCCGUGGCAUAUCCCCGGGCGCCUCGAGGGCCAACAUUUCCUUUCGUCUGCAAGAAGGAGCAACAAACAUGAUGCAGUAAGACGGCACAAACAGGGGCCGACAUGGGAGGGGCUUUUCUUUCAUGUAUCUAUCUAUGUCCGGAGAAGGGCCCGGAGGAGGCGGAGAAAAGCGGAGGAAACAUCUUGACAACAGCCGUUUAGUGAGCAAUCUAUCCCAAAGCAGCUUAGAUCUGCAACUCCGA